This is a messenger RNA of Brassica oleracea var. oleracea, 645 nucleotides long. RefSeq names its product probable S-adenosylmethionine-dependent methyltransferase At5g38100. Gene Ontology annotation, molecular function: S-adenosylmethionine-dependent methyltransferase activity. The record is from RefSeq and is a predicted model, not a curated record. NCBI's taxonomy places the organism in Eukaryota, Viridiplantae, Streptophyta, Magnoliopsida, Brassicales, Brassicaceae. The transcript is spliced from 2 exons. Gene Ontology annotation, biological process: methylation. The annotation marks the transcript as partial.
CCUAACACUUUUGUUGCAGUCCAAAACAUCAUUGAUGCAGUUGAAGACAAGUACCGCAAGGAAACCGGACAAAACCCGGCCGAGAACAUCGAGUUCCAAGUCCUCUUCAACGACUUUACCACUAACGAUUUCAACACUCUCUUCCAGUCACUUCCUGCGGGCAGAAGAUACUAUAGUGCUGGUGUUCCUGGUUCCUUCUUCGAACGUGUUCUUCCUAAAGAGAGUUUCCACAUAGGAGUUAUCAAUUACGCAUUCCAUUUCACCUCCAAAAUCCCCAAAGGGAUCACGGACCGCGACUCUCCAUCCUGGAACAGAGACAUGCAUUGCACUGGGUUCAACAAAGCGGUCAAGAAAGCAUAUCUUGAUCAGUACUCAGCCGACGCCAAGAUUCUAUUAGAUGCUAGAGCCGACGAGCUCGUCCCCGGGGGAUUGAUGUUGCUUUUUGGAUCGUGUCUGAGAGACGGAGUUAAGAUGUCCGAGACCUCCAAAGGAAUAGUGUUGGAUGCUGUCGGAGCUUCUCUUAACGACCUUGCUCAACAGGGUGUUAUCGAACAAGACAAGGUGGACUCUUUUAGCACGCCACUCUACUUUGCAGAAGAAAGUGAGUUGAAGCAAAUCAUAGAGGAAAACGGGAGAUUCACAAUA